AUGUUGCGGGUGUUGACAAAUAGUCAACGGUUUUUAUGUUCUGUUUGGAAGCGUUCAUUGUCAUCAACUCCUUCGGUUCCGAGUCAAGAAAUUCCCGAAGAGAAUGUGGCUAGCGAACCUGACCCAGUUUCGGAUGGUGACCAGGACGCGAUUACCAGGACGACGGAAAAAUAUUCGCUAGAUGCUAUUUCACGCUUGAAACUCGACCAAUAUCCGUUCUAUGUGGAGCGAGAGUGGUGGAAAAAAGGAAAACGAAUGACAUUCUGGGCAACGUGGCGUCAAUUGAGAGAUGUGAGACGACGCGAACUAAUUCAAGAAACUGGCGCUGACCGAAUGCGUCUGAAAGCUUUGAAAUGGAACACCAUACUUCCACAGGCGGUUCGAGAUGAUGCUGCAGAUCAGCUUUCUAAAAUGUCAAAAUACGCUAUCCCGAGAUUGGUUCUUAAUAUGUGCAUGUUUACGGGUCGACAGCGAGGAAAGAUAAAGCCUUACCGCCUAAAUAGACAUUUAUUCAGGAAGUUGGCUGACCACAGCAAACUAAGUGGUGUUCAGCGAGCCAUGUGGUGA
This is a messenger RNA of Necator americanus (New World hookworm), 567 nucleotides long. RefSeq lists its product as uncharacterized. Gene Ontology annotation, molecular function: structural constituent of ribosome. The transcript is spliced from 6 exons. The record is from RefSeq and is a predicted model, not a curated record. Bases 1 to 567 code for a protein of 188 amino acids. Gene Ontology annotation, cellular component: ribosome; mitochondrial small ribosomal subunit. Lineage: Eukaryota; Metazoa; Nematoda; Chromadorea; Rhabditida; Ancylostomatidae. Gene Ontology annotation, biological process: translation.